Botrytis deweyae is the source of this 597-nucleotide messenger RNA. RefSeq lists its product as uncharacterized. The transcript has a single exon. The record is from RefSeq and is a predicted model, not a curated record. Lineage: Eukaryota; Fungi; Ascomycota; Leotiomycetes; Helotiales; Sclerotiniaceae. Bases 1 to 597 code for a protein of 198 amino acids.
AUGAAUCCAGCUCCAUCAACCACACCGAACACCUCGCCUCCAAAUCCAAAUCCAACCCUGAUCCAAAAUACGCACUACACCAUCACCAACCCCCUCACCUUCACCACCUUUCUCGACCAACUCCCCCCCUCCAGCAUCACCCACCUAGUCCUCGCUCCCUCUCCCCACCUGGGCCGCAUCACCUCUCUCCCCCGCCUCAACGACACCCUCGGCGAUUCCCUCGGCGACGCCUCCACAUUUGCCGAACUACACUCCUGGGUGACACUGCUCCAGCGUCUUUCCCACUCGACCCCCUCUCUCCGCUCCCUCACCAUAAUUUUCGACGCCGACAUGAGCGGUCGCGAUACCCACGGGUAUCGAAGAGGCGUAGGUGAAUGUCUCGGAUUCAUAUGGGCCAUCGCCAGGUUUCGGGGACUGGAUUGGGUGGAUUUGCAGGGUUAUUUUCCGGCGCAGUGGCCGUGGUAUUUGAGAGCCGUGUGGGCUGCAAGUGGACAGUCAACGAGGAUUUAUAAUAGGGUGGAGGCGCCGGAGUGGGCGUUGAGGGAGUGGAGGAGGGGGACCGAGAGGUUGGAUCCGAGAGAGUUUGGGUGGGAGUGA